GAAGCUUCGGGUACACGUAACGGUCUUGGCUUGUUCUCAGCGAGCUUCGCCAUAUUUCACGAAGCCAUCGAGGAGUCACGCCAUUGUGCGCAUCGUGGAUUAGAGUUAUCAUCGAUUCAUCUCGAGCGUUUCUCGCAGUUGAGUGAAGUGCACUGAGUGUCGCGGCUCUCCUCGCCGAUCUCAUCGCCUGGCUGAGAGUUCGCUGCUCAACGGUUCGCUACUGCAACGGGGAUCGAAUACAUACUUGUGUACAAUAUGUACAGCGGCAACAUCGACCCCUGGGAGCCUGGCUAUGGGCCGGAAAGAAGAAGCCACAAUUCCGACUACGACUACCGUAGUGACUAUGGGAGCAACAGAUCUCCGGAAUACACAGAACACCGCGACGUCGACCAUCGCGAUAGAGACCAUCGUAGUCCGGAAUACAGAAACCACCGUGGAAGAGACAGGGACCGCGAGAGGGAUCGUUCGCGGGAUAGGAGAGAUCGUAGCAGAGAUGAGCGCGAUCGCAGCUAUAGAGACCGCGAGGAUCGUUACGGACGGCAACGUGAUAGAGACUCUGUGGAGAGGGACAGGGACAGGGAUAGGGACAGAGAUCGGGAUAGAGAUCGUUCUAGACGCGACAGGGAUCGGGAUCGGGAUAGGGAUCGGAGGGGGAAAUCGGAUCGGGAGCGGGAUCGAGAUCGCGAUGACGAUCAUAGCCGGGAAAGUUUGGACUUUGAGCACGACCAUGGUCGCGCUUAUAGCUCGUCCAUGGAGGGGAUCCACUACAAAUCGCAAUCUCCUAACAACACCAUAAUGAUACGUGGACUUGCUCAACACAUUACUGAGAAUGACGUGCGGCAAGACAUCCUCAACUGUGGUCUCAUGCCCAAGGACAUAAGGCUGAUUCGGAAAAAAGAUACAGGUGCUUCGCGAGGUUUUGCAUUCGUCGAGUUUAACGCGACUCAGGAGGCCGCACGGUGGAUGGAGAUGAAACAGGGAGUGCUGAUGCUGCAGGACCAAUAUCGCGCUCUGAUGCAGUACAGUAUACCGAAGGAGUGCCAUGUGGAUAAACCGCCGGCGAAGAACACUCAAGAUUGGCACUGCGUCAAGUGUGGAGCGCACAAUUUUAAGAGGCGCGAGACUUGCUUCAAAUGCUCCGCCUCGCGAGCGGAAAGCGAGGAAGGUGGGGAAGGUAGCGACGAGAUCAGUCCGCAUCCCACCAACACCGUGCUCCUGCGCGGGCUGGACGUAUUGACCACCGAGGACUCGGUUCUCCAGGCGAUGAAGAAUCUGUCGUCGAUGCCUAUACGCAGCAUUCGCAUCGGUCGCGAUUCCCUCACCAACACGUCCCGAGGCGUGUGCUACUUAGAAAUGGGCAACGUGGUGGACGCGAUGUAUCUGCACACCGCGCUCACGAAGCAAGGGCUGGUGGUGGACGGCAGGAAGGUGGAGAUCACUUACUGCAAGCUCCAUCAGAUCAACAACGCGAACGCGUGGAAGUCGAACGACGCCCAGCCGCAGAAAUACACGCUGGACGACGUCGCGCAAUUGGCCGAGUACAGCGCGAACUUGUACGCCACGACGCCCGUACAGAAGUCCCAAUACCUUCAGUAUUACACGCAGUACUAUCAGAAUCAGAUAAUGCAGGGCUCGGCGAUCACGCUGCCCUCUCUAAACCAGACGGACCGUGUGAACGCGGCGGCGGCGGUGGCGCAGUCGGCCAUACAGCAGCUGCAGGCCUCCAGGAAGUUGGGCGAAAACGACGACGUGAAGGGACGGCCAACGCCUACGGCGCCGUCCAGCACGACGUUAGCGAGCGGAAGGGUUCCCGCGCAUUCCAGCGACGGGAAAGUAUAUUGUGAGUCCCCGGAGAGUGAGACCGUACCGGACGUCAGCACUUACCAUUACGACGAAUCGUCCGGCUACUAUUACGAUCCCAGCACGGGAUUGUAUUAUGACCCGAAUUCGCAAUAUUAUUACAACAGCCACACGCAACAGUUUCUUUAUUGGGACGCCGAAUCGUUCUCGUACCAACCAGCCAAGACCACCGCGAGUACGACGCAAGGAGCUACGACCAGCACCACCAUAACGGCGACGGCGAGCAGCACGGAUUCCGCGAGUACCACCAACAAUCAGCCUACGACCUCGUCGGCCGCCAGCGCGACUCAAGAGGCGUCGAAAGAGGACGACAGCAAGAAGAAGGACAAACAGGACAAAGUGAAGGUAGCGAAGAAAAUAGCGAAGGACAUGGAGCGUUGGGCGAAGACCUUGAACCAGAAGAAAGAGAACGCGAAGAGCAAUUGGAACUCGGACUUUGCUGGCGCGGAUGGCAAUCAAGGUAUCGGGAGCGGCGCAGCGGACGCAGGCUACGCUAUUUUGGAAAAGAAAACCGUCGCGAAUCCUUAUCACGAGGACGAGGAUCAGAGCGGCAAUGGCUUGGUGGCUGCAUACGGCGGUGGUAGCGACACCGAAGAGGAGAUCGAGGAUGUGCAGCAGGAGGAGAAGCAGCACACAGACUGGAGCAAGCUGGCGUGUCUGCUUUGCAAACGGCAGUUCCCGAGCAAGGAGGCGUUGAUGCGGCACCAACAACUGUCCGAUCUGCACAAGCAGAAUCUGGAAAAUUGGUACCAGGUGCGCGGUCUGGAUCCCAACGAUCCGCAACAGAGGAACAACAAGUACAGAGAUCGCGCGAAGGAGAGGAGGGCGAAGUACGGCGAACCCGAGCCGCCGCAGCCUAACAAGCUGAAGGAGAAGUACUUGAAGACGAGAGUGGAGGAGAUGUCGGUGUCGUACGAGGAACCAACGAGAGCCGGCAUCGGGUCCGACAACGUCGGCAACAAGCUACUGCAGAAAAUGGGCUGGAGCGAAGGGAUGGGUUUAGGGAAGUCGAAUCAAGGUAGAACGAGUAUUAUCGAGGCCGAGAGACGCGUGCCCACGGCCGGCUUAGGAGCGAAGACUUCGUCGUACAGCGCGUUGCCGGGCGACACGUACAAGGAUUGCGUGAAAAAGAUGAUGUACGCACGGUAUCAAGAACUGUCCGAUACGUAAUACGGAUACACGAAGAUACACGGAAUAGAAAAGAUACAACGGUUAUGAUAGAUUUUAUAUAUGUACAUGCGUACAUAUAUAUGAAUAUAUAUAUAAAUAUACAUAUAAAUAUAUACAUACUCGAUUUUCCAUAGAUACGUAAUUUACACGCUCACAUUAUUAUUAUCAUAUGAUAAUGGUUACUGUAAUAGCUACUUACUGGUAACUGCACAAUGAUAGCCGAUUCUUGGGACUACAGAAGUAACCAUGCAGUUAUUUCUUAUAACCUCAUGCAGAAUUCUGUUUUCAUACGCUUCACACAUGGUGAUAUUUACGUAGAAUCCUAUAUAUUAAGAAAGUUCUUGAAAAAAAAAAUAUACAGGGUUCUCUCGUCAGAAUAGACACGCUAUUUCCUAAUUUUAUUUAUAUAACGUCAGAGUGUGCGUAUCGCUCGAAUUCAGUGAUAAGUAUCUAAUUUCCUUCGAGCUGGACCCGCCUAUGGCUUUUUUCGAAAGAUACACUUCCCAACGUUAGACACGGGAAGGAUAAAAAGCACUUGGGAGAUAAUAAGAGCGCCGUAUCAUUGUGCGAUGCAAUAAUUCUCUUGCCCAAGAAUAAACUAUGUACAGCUGAAUACCAGUGGUAAGAUCAAGCGAUUAUGGAUCCGAUCGUUUCAAUUGAUUCUUUUGAAUUCUGUGUGUGCGCAGAAUACGAGAUGUAAAUUAAAAAAAUAUCGCAUAAUGUUACAUAUUUGGUGACUUAAUAAACGGCUUAUACGGCGGAUUCUUAAAAGUACUAUGAGCGUGUCGUACACGUGGCAUAGAAAUACUCGGGCUUUCUUGAUAUAUUCUAAACAAAAUGAACCUUUUCUUCGCGAAAGUAUCGUUGUUGAUACAUUGAUUUCAUGUUUUUGUAAAAAAAAAGAAAAUAUUUGUCCUCUAUCUCUUCUUAUCUCGUACGUCUAAAUUCGUGUCAAGUACAUAUAUUUAUUACAUCGCAAUGAAAUCUUCUGGGUUUCAUUCCCUUUAUAGUUUGAAUAUACCAAGAGCUGGGUAUGAAGAUACAGAGCAAAUAUCCGUGUACUCACAGUUCUUUUUUUUUUAUCAUAUUUGUCUCAUUUCAAUGAUCGUACAUUACACUUAUCACUAUACAUACACAUCUCUAACAUCAUUCUUACAAUUUAUUGUUAUUUUUCUAAAGAGUCAUCGUAAAAGAAUCAUGUAUUAAAUAAGGAAUCGAGACAAAUUAAUAAAUGUACAUGUGGCAUUAUUGCUUGCAUAUUGCACGUGUAAUUUUUUUUAUACACAUUAAAUUUUCCAAACUUGCCUCGUUA
Dinoponera quadriceps is the source of this 4342-nucleotide messenger RNA. RefSeq names its product RNA-binding protein 5-like. Lineage: Eukaryota; Metazoa; Arthropoda; Insecta; Hymenoptera; Formicidae. The record is from RefSeq and is a predicted model, not a curated record. Bases 256 to 3030 code for a protein of 924 amino acids. The transcript is spliced from 8 exons. Gene Ontology annotation, molecular function: RNA binding. Gene Ontology annotation, cellular component: nucleus. Gene Ontology annotation, biological process: mRNA splicing, via spliceosome.